This is a messenger RNA of Ascochyta rabiei, 756 nucleotides long. RefSeq lists its product as uncharacterized. Lineage: Eukaryota; Fungi; Ascomycota; Dothideomycetes; Pleosporales; Didymellaceae. The record is from RefSeq and is a predicted model, not a curated record. The transcript has a single exon. Bases 1 to 756 code for a protein of 251 amino acids.
AUGGCUGGCGGAAUCCAAGAAUGCCUGUGGCUGCUGAACAUCUAUCUUGCAGUCGCACGGGAGGCUAGUACACGAGUACGCUUUGCUUCUGGUUUGGACGCACUCCGUUUCGGCGUCGAGACUGGUGAGAUCAGCUUCCAGCAACUGCUGGUGCUUCCUCUUAAGGAGAGGAGAAAGAUCAUGGAGCAGGGCCCAACGAUAGACUGGUACCUUGGCGACACGCGCGUCUACAAGCGCACCACGCGAGCCCUUCUCUUUGCCUUCUGCCCAGAUAUCGGCAGGCAUAUCACGCCUUUGGACGGACGCUUUGUGAUUCGACUGCCGCAAGGCUUCAGCAACGUACUGGCGGUCAAACUAGCCGUCUUGUACAUGGAACAAUAUCUGCUGAGCUCGAGAAUUCGAAAUGCGCCAUGGAAGGUCGAAGGUGAUAUCGCCACAUACAUCUACCUGGCUGAGCUAUUCGCCUUCAUAGGUAUGCCAGAUGUCAGCCGCGAGCUCGAAAAAUCAAUAUUUUCUCGAUUCCAGGAGGUGCCCCUGCAGGUCGAGCAGAUUCGCGCUGUCUGGAAUCGUGAUAACCACGUUCAGCCAUCGAGGUAUGUGGAAGCUAUGGCUGACAACAUUGUCACAUUUAUGUGCGUACCAAAACUACACCUGUUCGCCAUCGAACACGAUAUCGAGCCGGAGCAAUCGUAUGAGCUUGUGGUCAGGAAGACGUUGAAGCGCAUGAAGGACGCGUAUCCAGAGAAAAAAGGGUAA